Messenger RNA from Amoebophrya sp. A25, 4612 nucleotides. Lineage: Eukaryota; Dinophyceae; Syndiniales; Amoebophryaceae. The record is from the annotation of a GenBank genome assembly.
GCUCUAUUCGACCAGAACGAAGAGAUCCCUGUCGAGGUGGUUUACCGCGAUCCUAUCCACGAUUUUGGCUUCUUUCGCUUCUCCAAACAAGACCUACGCUUCACCAAGGUCGACGCCAUCCCCCUUCGGCCGGAUCAACUGCGACCGGGCCAAGACAUUCGUGUGAUUGGCAAUGACAGCGGCGAAAAAACGCAGAUUCUAAGCGGUAUCAUCGGUCGCAUCGACCGCAACUGUCCGUGCUACUCGCAGACCUGGAUGCAGGAUGAGAACACCUUUUACGUAGGCAGUGGAUCAAACACGUCUGGUGGCUCCAGUGGCUCUCCAGUGAUCAACAGUGAGGGAAACGCAGUCGCUCUCAAUGCCGGAGGAGCCUUGUUGUCGGCGUCCGCGUACUACUUGCCGUUGAACCGCGUACAACGCGCUUUGAAUAUCUUGCUGCAAGAUCAUGGAGGAGCAGAAAAUGCUGAGAUUCCAAGAGUUAUGGCUCAUAAAUCUAGAAGUAGACAAUUUUUUUCAAUGUGAAGCAAGCAUACUAUGCUCGAGGAACCGGAAAUAUUUGAGACGGUAGUAAGCCUCACACAAGUACUACUACUAGGUCGUCAUCUUCAUGCUUAGAAAAAAGUAGCCGUGGCUUAUGGCUGGUAGCAUUCUCCUAGAUUCGAACUAAAUAGUAAAUUAAGAUUUCAUUAUCAUUUAUUCUUUCAAAAAACGAUCACCUCUAAUCGGCGCACGAUCGAAGCUGCCUUCAAGUUCUCCUACUUCGACGCCGUCCGCCGUCUCGGUGUCCCUGUCGAGACUGAGACUAAGGUGAUUGCUCAUCAGGAAAAAAUCGAUUCCCCGAUCACUACGGGUAUGCUCACUGUGGAAUCCGUGAUCCCUGAAGGCGCUGCUUUUGGAAAACUAGUUCCGGGAGACGUUCUAGUUUCAAUUGAUGGGAAAAUCGUUGCCGAUUUCUUCGCUCUGGAGGCUAUCUUGGACGAUAACGUUGGCAAAAGGCUGGAAUUUGAGCUCUACCGAGGGAGACAACUGAUCCACUUGAAGAUCCAAGUGCGCAAUCUGAACGACUACACGCCUGACCGCUUUGUCGAAGUUGGGGGCGGCGUCUUUCACUCGGUUCCUUACAGCUACUGCAAGGUGAUGAACGUGCCGUCGAACAAAGGCGUGUGGUCUGCGGCACGUGGCUUUGUGCUGGGGAACAAAAUUAACUCCUACGCAGUCCUGUACAAGGUGAACGAAGAAGAGAUUCUCACCCUCUCCGACUUCGUCAGGUCCGUGAAGAAGUUACAACACCAUGAACGCUUCAGCGUAACCUGGCACAAGCAAGUGCAAGGCGAGACCAGAACGCAGAAAACCGCAGGCAUCUUGAUGGAACGCCAGUUCAUUGCUGGAGACGUAGUCACUUGGGUACGUGAACCGAAAAAACACGUGAAAGAACCGGAUCAAUGGCGUAAGCUGACCAAAAAAGAAGAGGAAAUCGAAUACAACAUGUUGAUCUUGAAAGAAGGCGAAUCGUCGAACAUCGACACAUCCAAAGAGAAAAUCGAUAUCCCAGAAGGAUUGUCUGACCUCAAAAAUUUCUGGACUGGAGGCGCAAACAUGCAACGCUUUCCAGACUGGGCUAAAAAAGUCCUGCCUCUAUUUUAUGUCUUCAAUCUUCUUGACCAUCCUCUUGCUCAUUUUUUUUUGAAUUAGACUUCUUCUAAUCGGUAGUCUUGAUCGAGUACCGCACACCAGUUGGUCCGGAGAUCCUGGAGCACAAUAACCGCAGCGUUUCUGUCGGUACUGGCAUGGUCAUUGCGCAGGAUGAUAAGGAAGUUAUCAUUGCCUGUGACCGCGAGACGGUGCCCCAGCAAAUGGGCUUGGUGCAGGUCGAAUUCGCGAAGAUUUGCAAAGUUUUUGGCACGAUCAAGUUUGUGCACCCGUUUCACAACCUAGCUCUGCUCUCUGUGGCCAGGAAACGACUGGGCGAUUACCCUUUGCCAGCGUCUCUUCCGUUGGCUCGUGAACGCUUGGCGCCAGGUGAGAACUGCAAUUUUGUCGGGCUCACCGACAAGGGCGAAUGUGUGGUGCAAGAUACGACUCUGCUCAGCUAUUUUACGCCGAACUACAAAUUGAUCUCACCACCGGCUUGGCGCGAGCGCAACGUCAUCGGAUAUCACUUGAUGGAUGACCUUGCGGGGAUCAUUGGUGGCAUUUUAGUCAAUGACGAUGCAGAGCUGAUCGGCCUCUACUGUCACUUUAUGUGCCAGUCGGAUGACUACGACCGCUGUAAGGAAUGGGAAUAUGCCAUCUUGCCGGUUCGUGAUUACAUUGCGCCAUUGUUGAAAAUGGACAACAUCUUGUUGGGGACCACGAGUAGUGAUCAACACUCGGAUUUUUCAGACGAGUCGCCGGGUUCGGGAAACGAGCAGGAGGCGAAAGACGAAAAGACUGGUGCAGAAGUUGAAGAAAACAAGGAGAAGUCACCGAAGAGAAGGAAAGUCAUGUCCUCCGACCACUCAGGAACAGGAGAAUCGUCCAAAAAGCAAGAGAAGAAGCAGAGUACUUUCAGUCUGCUUACUCACAUUCCAUCUUUGUCUUGUGAAUUUCGUGCCAUCAGUCUGUCCGAGGCUCCUCAUCAUGGUUUGAGCGCCUCUUGGAUCACGAAACUGGUGGCGAACAGUGAAGCUAACACGCAAGCGUUGCUGAUUGAACGCGUCACGAGUGGCGGAUGUGCGGAGGUGCACGACCUUCGCGAGGGCGACCUCUUGGUCCAGGUGAACGAGGCGGUUGUGGUCACGCCAUUGGACGUCGAACAUGAACUUUUCAAUUGGCAGAAAAGGAUGGAAAACAGAGAAAAAUACCUGCUUGUCAGAGACCACGAUGAUGAACAGAGGGAUCCGACUAAAGGACCAAAUGGGAAUGCAUAUCAUGGGGCCACAUCCACUCCCACGACCACUUCUCACCAUACUGCUCAACAUCAACAGCACAAGUGUCGCAUCAUCCUCGUCCGUAGUGGAGAAGUCAUCACGAAGGAUGUUGUCCCGGAUUUGCUUGGCUGUGACACUGCAGACCAAUUGUGUAUGUGGAAUGGAUUGCUGAUGAUCCCCACGCCAAAAGCAGUAAGAGAAAGGGGUAUCAAACCGAUUGUUGCUACUGGUACUACUGGUGUCUCAAGAGAAGACGACGAUGAGGCUAUGAAGAAAGAGAACAAGCAGGAAAAAUCAACACAAGAACAACUAAAAGUUGUAGAACAACAACUGCUGCAAGUUGCUAGUACAACGACUCCGAAGCGGACCUCCACCAUGAACGAAAUUUUCGUCGCCCGCCUACUUCAGGGCUCUCCUGCGACUGCACAAGAGAUGGAGGCUGGGUGUUUUCUUGAAAAAAUUGAUGAGCAUUCUGUUGCAGACAUGAGUUUUGAUGAAUUCGUGGAGUUCCUGAAGGCUCACUACUCCACUAAAGAGGGCACUGAUGAGGAAGCAAGCGGAGAAGAAGAAAUAGCUAUUGCGAUGGAAGGAGUCGUUGGUGGUGGUGAUCAUGCUAGUGGUGCAAAGAAGUCGUCAAAAUCGACUUCUGCUGUCAACAACAACAUGAAACCUACCGUACAAGUACAUGUACAACAUCAAGAACCUCAAAGACAAGGCGUAGUUGCAAAAGGUGCUGUAGAAAUGCACGGUGGAGGUACUGCUGGAAAUGGAGGUGCUGCUCUUAGUUGUACUACAUCAACAUCCUACAAUGCUCGCUUCACCCGCAUUAUGGUGAGGGAUUUGGAGGGCAGAGAAAGCGCGAAGACACUGCUACGAAACGACAAGUUCUUUCCGGCGAUGCGCAUUAGAAAAGUGAAGGAUUCUGAAGACAAUAGUUACGAGCGGGAGCGGCUCUAGGUCUCAUCUAGGUCUAAGUGAUGGAAGGAUCUAGAAAAGUAGUAGCAAGAAGCGAGCCGCCAUGAAGGUACGCACUCUGAAGAACAACAAGAAUAUUAGUUUCAAAUGAGUGGUCAGCAUCAAAAUCAUCGAAAAGUACCACAUGAGAGAUUUCAUCAACUACCGCAAUGUAGUUCUUGCAACAUUAGUUUCAUCGUGAAUGAACAUGUUCAUCAUCAGUGGUCUGUCACUAGGUGAUAAUGGCCUACAAAUUCACGCUAUUGGUGUUUCGCCGCAAGCGCAACACCGUAAAGACUUCUACUUCAGUGGUUUGUUGUGUUUGUUGCCAGCCCACGUCGUGAGUAAGUAAGUAUCUCCUCGCGCAUGUUGAAUCUGAAUGUUAUUAAAGGGUCCGUCUAGUAGUUGGUGAGUUUCACCUCCUCCAAAGCUACGGCUCGCUUAGGCAACGCGGAACACAGAGGCGAUAGUAAGUACAUUAUACAUAGGUGUUCUGCCAGUUCCAGUUCCACAGAGACCCUAGUAGUUAAGCUUAAGGUCGUCGUCGUUCACUUUCACGAGACCGACUCCGACUUCAGCAUACAUUUAGACCACGUCGACGUGUACUCCUUCCACAACCAGAAUUUUGAACCGGAUCAUCCUGUGAACACUAUUUUUACGAGAAUUAUGAAACCGGAGUAAACAUAGAGACGGAUCAUGAUAAGGACUGUAUUGGAUCACAGGAGUACGUCUUGGAGUUUGUUGCAGAC